Messenger RNA from Synchiropus splendidus (mandarinfish), 4160 nucleotides. RefSeq names its product ATPase phospholipid transporting 8B3 (gene atp8b3). The record is from RefSeq and is a predicted model, not a curated record. NCBI's taxonomy places the organism in Eukaryota, Metazoa, Chordata, Actinopteri, Syngnathiformes, Callionymidae. Gene Ontology annotation, molecular function: ATP binding; ATPase-coupled intramembrane lipid carrier activity; ATP hydrolysis activity. Bases 344 to 3727 code for a protein of 1127 amino acids. Gene Ontology annotation, cellular component: plasma membrane. The transcript is spliced from 30 exons. Gene Ontology annotation, biological process: phospholipid translocation; Golgi organization.
UUCAGCAUCUUGUAGUCCCUUCAAUAAAGUCACACAUUGACUCACCACAUACUGAAGAGUCAACACCUCCAUCCAGCUUACCACCAGAUGUCAUGAGUGUCUCAUCCGCCCCUCCCACAUCUAUUCUUGCCUCGUCUGAGGUGCAGAGGGAUUGUGGUCUGUGCUGCUGAGCCUCCACCUGGGAGGGAACUAAAGGAGGGGCCGGCAGAAGGUAGUCACCUGAAGCGCUGAAGCAAACAGGUGCUUGUUAUGCGUGUCGGCGCAUGAACGUUAUGUUGGGCUACUGGAUCCAAGCAGUGAGCGUUUAAUCGCUGCAGAGUCUUUGAAAACCCUCUUUGCCGUCAUGAUAAAUGGAAGCUGUGACUCAGGCCUCACAUGGGAGGUCCGGGCAAACAACCGCCACUUCCACAGGAGGAAGAAGUCCUUUCUGUGCUACCGCUGGGGUCGCUACGCGGACAAUGUGGUGCGCAGCCAUAAGUACUCCCUCCUGACGUUCCUGCCCCUGACAUUGUUUGAACAGUUCCAGCGAGCGGCCAAUCUGUACUUCCUUCUAAUGAUGGUGAUUCAGUGCGUUCCUGUCAUCUCUUCUCUUCCCUGGUACGUCACUUUGAUGCCACUUGCCAUGGUUCUUGCUAUAAGGGCGCUGAAGGACCUCAUCAACGACCAGGCGAGGAGACGCAGUGACUCGGAGAUUAACUCCAGACCUUGUGACCUCCUCAUCUCCCAGAGUUUCAGUGCAGCACAGUGGAAGGACAUCUGUGUUGGAGAUAUUCUACGGAUUCAUAAAGAUCAAGUUAUUCCGGCAGAUGUUCUCCUCCUGUGCAGCUCGGAGCCCCACAGUUUAUCUUUUGUUGAGACCGCAGACAUUGAUGGAGAGACGAACCUAAAAUACCGCCAGGCUCUCCAGGCAACACACACUGCUCUGACCUCGGGCAACACAGACAAUAUGCUUGCCGCCUUUGAUGGUGUUGUGCUGUGUGAAGAACCAAACGACCGGCUGUACACCUUCAGAGGUCAGCUUCAUUGGCAUGGAGAGUGUCUUCCCCUGGACAAUGAGCACAUCCUCCUGAGAGGAACAGUCCUACGCAACACGAAGUUUGCCUACGGCCUGGUCGUAUACACUGGCGCAGACAGUAAGAUCCUGAGGAACUGUGGGAAGCUGCGAGUGAAGAGGACUCAAACAGAAAAAGUUCUCAACAGAGUUGUGAUCGGGAUAGUCUUGUCCAUCCUGCUGGUUUCCCUCCUCAUGGCCAUCGGCAGUGGCGUGUUUUCAUACCGGGGCACGAGGGAAACGGAUGCGUGGACAGUUCUGGUGGUCAAUGGGAAUCCAGUUUACACCGGGUUUCUGGACUUCUGGAGCUAUAUCAUCCUGCUAAGCCCAGCAAUGCCCAUCUCCCUCUACAUCACGUUUGAGAUCAUCCACACCGUUCACAGCAAGUUCAUUGGCUGGGAUCUGGAUAUGUACUGGCAGCCGGGGAACAGGUUCGCCGAGGUCAGGAACACCGUCCUAACUGAAGAGCUUGGCCAAGUGGGAUACCUGCUCAGUGACAAAACUGGAACGCUGACGCAGAACCGUCUCCUCUUCAGGCAGUGCUGCGUCGCAGGCGAGAUCUACGGUGAUGUUUCAUUAAGAGCAGAGGACAUACAGCCCAUGGAUCUUAGCUGGAAUCCCUACUCCAGCGGCGGGCUGUUUAUGUCAGCUCCAGAAUUGGUGGAGAGGCUUAGAGGACAGCAGUGUCUGCUGGUCAAAGAAUUCUUCACAGCGCUGUCGCUCUGUCAUACUGUCAUGGUGGAGUGGAAGGACGAGCGUCCUGUUUACCAAGCAGCGUCACCAGAUGAGGAGUCUCUUGUCAAUGCCGCCCGGGAGCUGGGCUGGGCCUUCCUCUCCCGAACCAGAGAGUUUUUGGUGGUCUCUGAACUUGGAGUGCACAGGAAGUAUGAGCUGCUGGCUUUGCUGGAUUUCACCAGCAGACGAAGACGGAUGUCUGUGCUGGUGCGGGAGCCGGAGGGAGGGUUAAAGCUUUACUGUAAGGGGGCUGACAUGGUGAUCCUGCAGCGACUGCAGAAUGACUGUCCACAUCAGGAUAAAAUUGAACGCGCCCUGGAGGUGAGCUUCUCGCAGCAAAACGCACGGCUUUUUGCCCAGGCCUCUCUAAGGACCUUGUGUGUUGCGGUUCGACCUGUUCCUGAGGCGUCAUGGGACCAGUGGAAGAAAACCCUGAGCCAGGCUGCUGCCAUGGCGACCAGCGAUCGUCACGAACUGCAGGAGAAGUUGUAUGAUCAGAUGGAAAGGGACCUUCAGCUUCUGGGUGUAACGGCAAUAGAGGACCGUCUGCAGGACGGGGUUCCUGAAACAGUAGCUCUGCUCCAACAAGCCGGGAUAAAAGUCUGGGUGCUGACAGGAGACAAGAAAGAGACGGCUGUUAAUAUCGGAUAUUCCUGCAAACUGCUUGACACGAGCACCCGAGUACUGGAGUGGCAGGAGCUGAAACAAAUCCUGCAGUCUUCUGACCCAGAGAUGACUUUCUGCAAGACCAAACAGACGGAGGUUUGGGCAGUGGAUAAGGAGAUGACUGGAGAAAAGACCGCAGUGGUUCUGACCGGGUCUGAGCUUUCAGAGUUUGAACAGGGGCCAGAUUGGGGCGCCACGUUCAUGAAACUGGCCAGCAGGUGUCAGUCCGUGCUGUGCUGCCGUGUGACGCCGGGGCAGAAAGCUGACGUCGUCUCGCUGGUCAGGAAACACACCGACUCGGUCACUUUGUCGAUCGGCGACGGUGCCAAUGAUGUGAACAUGAUCAAGACGGCCCAUGUCGGUGUAGGACUGGCAGGAGUAGAAGGAGGUCAGGCGGUCCAGAAUGCUGACUUUGCACUUUCCCAGUUUAUGUUCCUGCAGAAACUGUUGCUGGUCCACGGCCGCUGGUCACACAGACGUAUUUCCUUAUUCCUACGCUACUUCCUGUUUAAAACCAGCAGCUUUGCCUUGGUGCAUGUUUGGUUUGGUCUCUACAAUGGCUUCAGUGCACAGCGCCUGUAUGAGCAGUGGUUCAUCCCAUUCUACAAUGUGUUCUACACUGCGUGGCCCAUUCUCUGUGUGGCAUUCUUUGAACAGGAUGUGAGUGCAGACGCCUGUCUGAGGUGGCCAGAACUCUACAAAAGACAAGACCACUCCAGCAUCAAAGUCUUAGUCAUGUACCUGUUGUAUGCCGUAUAUGCGUCACUUGUGUUUUAUUUCAUCCCUUGCGGAGUCUUCUCUGACACAGACUUUGAAUACCAGACCAUGGCAGUCACUGUCUCCUUGGCAGCCACACUUGCUGCGAACACUGAGAUUGUGCUUUUGACUCGGCACUGGACCAAAUACAACUUUGCAUCUGUCAUCGCCUCUGUGGUUCUGUUCUUCAUCUUAACCAGAAUCACCCACAGUGCUUUCCUGUUUCGGGCUGCACCCACUGACUAUAAUUUUCUUGGUGCCUCUGAAAAGGCCUUUGCUGAGCCAGUGGUCUGGCUAACUGCUCUGCUCACCUCCUGGACUUCUGUUUUGCCCUCUGUGGCGUUCCAUGGCCUUGACAUUAUCCUCAAUAAGAACGGGAAAUGCAAGGUCCACAGUGAGAGUCAGUCUGUGGAGCUGAGGUCAAAACUCAGUAGGCUGUCGACACGACGGUGCAGUUUUAGUCUCUCACAAGGAGCUUCGCAACUCAACAGCCAAAAUGUUGACAUCAGCAGCAGGUGACAGUCAGUGAUAACUGACCUCCGACCUCCCACAUAAGGAGGGUUGUUGUGAAAUGGUUGUCAUUUGGUGUAAUGUCUGAUCAAUGCCCAAUACCAGCACGAAAUCCUAUUACAAGAUAAGACACUGGAAAUGUUGACUCCAACAUGGCAGCCAAAGACAGCAGGAUUUCUGCUCCAUGUAAAUCAUCGUGGUGCGCGGCCAUGGCAAAAUAAAAUCCACCGUGCUUUCAGAAUUAUUGUCUUUUUUUUUGUUUUAGAUGAUACAAAUAUAAAUGGUAUUGCAGGACUCAUUCACAUGAACACAAAAUUCAGAGCAUUAUAAGAACUCAAAAGGUCACUGUCAUCACAUCAACCAAUAAGUAGUUCGAAAGAAGAAAUACUGUUUUCAUAAAAACAUUCAAUAAAACAUCAUUACAUUGUGAUGCAUAUGAGUA